CAAAAAAACAAAACUGCCUCCUGCCCAACAUGAAUAAUCAUCGGAAUUCAACGACGAGUGCCAUUGGUUUUUGCCUCCUCCCAUCCGAACUCAUACAAAACAUCUUGCUCUAUCUAGUUUUACCCGAAAUCAUUCGAUUAAAAUUAGUCAGCAAAUCCUUUUCUCACAUUAUCUCUGACCAGGAUUUCAUUCGAGCAUGCAAUAUAAGAUCAAGGUCUAGCACAUGGCUCUUUGUGUACAAGAAGAGAUGGCCUCGUGAUUUGACACUUCAUGGCUUUACUGAUCAAUCUCAGCGUUGGUUCCAAAUUCCAAUUGCCAAUUCAUUGAGACCCAUAAUUUCUCCCGGUGAAGAUCUCUAUUUUUUGACAGCAUCUGGUAAUUUUUUCCUUUUUGUCUCUAAUACUAAGAAGGUAGUUAUUUUCGUUAAUUUGGUCACUCAGACCGUUAAAAAGAUCCCUCCAAGUCCAUUGGGUCCACGAGGCACAUCAUCUUGGAGAAGAUCCGGAAUGAAAUUAGUGGCUGGGCCACCCGGGUUGGAUCAUUUCCGGUUUUUGUUUGUGGAGCUAGUGGAAAACCGGCCCAUUUUGUUUGUGUAUGACUCAGAAAGUCAGAAGUGGGAGUCUAUGGAAGCUAAAGAAAAUGUUGCAAAUUUGGCAUGUCUUAGUGAAAGAGAGAGUGAGAAUAUUUAUCUUAGUGUGAUUAAUGGAAGAAGUGAAAGUGUUUUAAUUGUAGUGAAGUCUCAUGGUGAUGUUACCACACCAUUGAUUCUAAGGCCACGAUUUGGCGGUGCAGGUAACGAUGGUGGACAAUUGACCGGCCGAUUUAGUUGGGGGAAUGUUAUUGAUCGGUUACACGUGUACGGUGAUGGUCACAUGAUGAUUGUGACGUCCGAUGGCGUAGGUAAAAUGAUGUUGACUGGCAUAGAACUUUGGGGUUUAAGCUUAAAUGGUAGGCAUUGGCAAUACAUUUCAAAAGUUCCUAGUAAAUUAAUGGAGCAGAUUAAGAAGCCCCAUGGGGUUAUGGUGGGUUGUUUAGAGAAAAGGGAUGGGAUAGUUAGGGCUGCUUUGAUGUCAAAUUUUGAAGGUUUAUGGCUAACAUAUGAUAUACAGACAAGGCAUUGGAUAUGGGUCACACUGCCUGAUUGCAAGAUGAAGGGUUCAAACAUGGCUGGAUUUGCCUUCUCCCCUGGCAUUACCUUGUCAUGAUCCACAGUUCCACACCACUAAACACUAUUGUACACAUAGAGCAAAUGUGGUGCCCCU
Molecule: messenger RNA, 1262 nt
Organism: Quercus lobata
Lineage: Eukaryota; Viridiplantae; Streptophyta; Magnoliopsida; Fagales; Fagaceae
Product: GRAS family transcription factor family protein
Exons: 1
Coding region: 30-1205 (391 amino acids)
Molecular function (GO): protein binding
Source: RefSeq, a predicted model, not a curated record